CCCCCCCUUGCAGUUUUCCGAGCUCAACCAACAUCCGGGCUCUUUACGCUGCGCCGGAGGCGGCGGCUGUACCAGCAGUCGUCGCAGCUGUCCUGGGCCCCUGCUUGAGAGAGGAGGAAGGGAGCGCGCGCGCGCGCGCGCGAAGGGACGGCAGGGAGCGCGCGCGCCGCACACAGCGGGGUGGAAGGAGAGAGAGAGCGCGCGGCGGCUCGGGAGCGCGCGUGUGCCGCUCAGGGAGGGGAGCGGGGUCUGUGGCGCUGCGCGAGUCGGCGGCGGGCGGCGCUGGGCUCGAGGCAGGGCGAGAGCGAGCGGGGUGGGGGCGGGAGGAGGACGAGGGGGGGAUGAGCUCUUGGUUCCCCCUGGCCAGAGAGCCGCUCUCCGCAGCUGCCUGUGAAUGAACUGAAGCGAGGCCGCCGGCCCGCCGGCCCAGCCCCGCCGCGGAUCCUCACCCCGGCCCCUCGGCGCGCAGAGCGCGGCCCUGCCCUCCCUCCGCUCCCCGGAGAGCCGGUGCCUUUGGCCGCCGCCGCGGGAACUGAAGGAACAAGUCAUCAUGGGAGCAUUUUUAGACAAGCCAAAGAUGGAGAAGCAUAAUGCCCAAGGGCAGGGUAAUGGGCUACGUUAUGGGCUAAGUAGUAUGCAAGGUUGGCGAGUUGAGAUGGAGGAUGCACAUACAGCUGUUAUUGGUUUGCCAAAUGGACUUGAUGGAUGGUCAUUUUUUGCGGUAUAUGAUGGGCAUGCUGGAUCCCAGGUUGCCAAAUACUGCUGUGAGCAUUUAUUAGAUCACAUCACAAGCAACCAGGAUUUUAAAGGGUCCGAUGGACCACCCUCUGUGGAAAGUGUAAAGAGUGGAAUCAGAACAGGUUUUCUGCAAAUUGAUGAACAUAUGAGAGUAAUCUCUGAGAAGAAACAUGGUGCAGAUAGAAGCGGGUCAACAGCGGUGGGUGUCAUGAUUUCUCCUCAACACACUUACUUCAUCAACUGUGGAGACUCAAGAGGUUUACUUUGUAGAAACAGGAAGGUUCACUUCUUCACACAAGAUCACAAACCAAGUAAUCCACUGGAGAAAGAGCGUAUACAGAAUGCAGGUGGUUCUGUAAUGAUUCAACGUGUGAAUGGCUCUCUUGCUGUGUCUAGAGCUCUUGGGGACUUUGAUUACAAAUGUGUCCAUGGGAAAGGCCCUACAGAGCAGCUUGUCUCACCUGAGCCUGAAGUUUAUGAAAUUGAGAGAUCAGAAGAAGAUGAUCAGUUUAUCAUACUGGCUUGUGAUGGUAUCUGGGAUGUUAUGGGAAAUGAAGAGCUCUGUGACUUUGUAAGAUCCAGACUUGAAGUCACUGAUGACCUUGAGAAAGUUUGCAAUGAGAUAGUCGACACCUGCUUGUACAAGGGAAGUCGAGACAACAUGAGUGUGAUUUUGAUCUGUUUUCCAAAUGCACCAAAGGUAUUGCCAGAGGCGGUGAAGAGAGAGGCAGAGUUGGACAAGUACCUGGAAAGCAGAGUAGAAGAGAUCAUAAAGAAGCAGGGUGAAGGAGUACCAGACUUAGUCCACGUGAUGCGUACGUUAGCAACUGAGAGCAUCCCAAACCUCCCGCCAGGGGGUGAAUUGGCAAGCAAACGGAGUGUGAUUGAAGCUGUUUAUAACAGACUGAACCCCUAUAGAAAUGAUGAUGCUGACUCUGCAUCAACUGAUGAUAUGUGGUAAAACUGCCCAUCUAGCUGUGGAACUUACAUUCAUCCUCCAGUUGAAAGUGCGGCCCAACCUCAGUGACCCUUCUUAACGUCCAUCUUCAACCUUAUUUAAAGAAGGGAUUAUGAUGUGUUGGUGAGAGUGACUACACCAGAAAACUACAGCAGUACGACAUCUAGCCCAGGAACUGAUGUUUUUUUUGUAAAACAGACUUCUGUAAACGUGAUUUCAAACCAUAAUUCAUGUUGUAAAUCAGACUCCAGCAAUUUAUGUUGUAUGAUUUUGUUUAUGUAAAGUGCAAUUGUCCUUGUACAAAAUGCUCAUAUUUAAUUAUGAACUGCUUUAAAUCACUAUAAAGGUUAGAAGAAAUGUUUGGCUUGUUGUGUGAUGCAACAAAUAUAUAGCCCUUUAAAUUUAUGUUGUGGUUUUGGAUUGCAAGGAGCAGCAGCCUAGCCAGCUAGAUGCUCAAGAGGUGCACAAAACUGUAAGAUUACUUUUUAUUUUAUAUAAAGCAGAACAUUCGGGCAAUUUAUCCCAACUGUAGUGUAUGAAUUUGCUUGGCAGUGGGAAAAAUAACUACCAUACUGCUCGUUCUCCAACAAACCUAUUUUUUAUGUUUUCUGUUGCUAUUUACUAUGGUCCCAGUCCUGCUGCCACUUGAAAUCAAUGAGGGUUUCAGCUGUGACUUCAAUGGAAGCAGGAUCAUGCUGUAUAAUACAGCGCAAUCAUAAGUAUACCAGUUUUGAGGUUAGAAUGCCUUGAUUCUUUGCACCUCUUUUUUACAAACCCUUAUCCUAAAUUACUAAUCAGUUGAGCAAGAGGGAGCAACUUUCUACAUACAGUAGGAGUCUGCAGCAUUUUUACUAUCCUGAUUGGCUGAGUCUGCUGCUGUUCCAAGUAAAAUAUUCUGAAUUCCAUUUUAUCAAUAAAGCUUGAUUUAACAAACCAGAAAUUUAAUCAUAUAUGUGUAAUUCCUCUUUUUUUUCCUGCCUUUUGAAAUUCUGUGCCAUUGUAAAUGAGAUUUCACAUGUGGAAAAAUAUUUUUAAAUAAUUGGUAGCCCAUUUUUAAAAUGGGGAGAACUUUGACCGUUGCCCAAGGCAUAGACAGACACUGGAGGAUGUAGUGGGUUUAAUCUGUUACUCUAUUUUACAUGGAUUUAUUUCAGGCUUUUCAUUUUUCACUGAGAUGAGCAUCAGUUUGAAUUUGCCUACUGUUUAAUGAAAAUACAUUUGUCAAAGCCUGACAAUCUUAACAUUUUAUGGUAUGUGUGUUUUUAAUUGACCCACUUAUUUAGAAUGAGAAACUAGUGGUUAAACAGUAUUUGUGAUUUGAAAUAUAGCAUGUUGACAAUAUGUAACUGUUGGUCAUUAAAAUUAAAUUCUAAUUUAAAAAUUUUAAGGGUAAUAAACAUAAACUAAAUUGACUUAAGCUUAACUUUCUCCCAUUGAACAUACAAAAAGUAAGUUUUCAAAUCAGUCGUGUUUGCAAAACUACUGUUUUGUGCACCUUGUAUUCUUGUCUUCUUAGGUUGAGGAUAUUGUGUUUGUUAUUAAUAUGUAGUUUACUUUAAUCAUUCAGUAGGCAGAGUCCCCAAAAGGAAAAUCAGUGAAAUAUAAGUAGCUUGUAACACUUACCACAACUAAACAAAAAAAAUCAAAACUUGGUGUAAAAUUACUUUUUGAUAGGAAAAUGUAGUACAAUGCGUUUUGCUAUAUUUGUCUUUUCCCUAACUUUGAAAUAUACAUAUUUGUAUAUAUAGCCUUAAAACUAAUGCAGAGUUAGGGAACUUUGAACAGUGAAAAAGUAACUUAUAGUGUCUCAGAAUUAAGUAUAGUAUAUACCAGCAAAAUCUUUCUUUUAUCCCUCUUGUUUCUGUGGGGUGCUUAAACGUAACUUCAUUGUAUUUAGUUUGUAAUCUGUUCAAGCAUGAAUGAAGAAACCAUAAGCACUAUUUGUAUUUAUAAAUUUAUAGCAAUUUUUGGUUAAAGAACCAAUUCCUUACCUACCUACAAAUAAAUGCUUAAAAUGUCUAAUUUUGUUGUAGAGUGCAAAACUAUAAUAAUGUCAUAAGUUAUAGCUUCGCAAGCACCUAAUUAACAAAUGUAUUUAAUACUACACAGUAUGCUAGUACAGAAAGCUAAACUUAUUUUUAGGAUUAGGCAGAUAAAGUUCUGUUCUUUACUUUUCUACAUAGACUAAAGUUUAGUUCUCGAAACUGCAAAACCUUGAACUGGACUGUGGAAACUUUGAGACCUAAAAUCUUAAAAAAUCACAAGCAAAAUUGUGGUGGAAAGCCAUACUUCAAAUAUAAUCACUUAAAAUGUGUCAUAAUGACAUGCUGUGUACUAAAAGCAUUUUCAUCUGAGACCCUCUUCCUAAAAAUAUAAACAUAAUUCUUCUGCUAUUGCUACCAGUGCUGUAACUAGGUUUGGAGGUAAAGGAGGAAUGUCUAUUGCAAUCCUUCCUUUUUCUGCCUUACGUUCAGCACUUUUGUGUGGUCAGAGCACUGAGUCUAAUAUAUGUGCAUAAACACUGCCAUUCUAGGUACAGAUUUUGAUUACAAAAUACAUGUAUUAAGUACAUUAAAACAUUCUUGCAAAGGA
This is a messenger RNA of Mauremys reevesii (Reeves's turtle), 4288 nucleotides long. It is a transcript of the gene PPM1A, whose product is annotated as protein phosphatase, Mg2+/Mn2+ dependent 1A. NCBI's taxonomy places the organism in Eukaryota, Metazoa, Chordata, Testudines, Geoemydidae. Gene Ontology annotation, molecular function: protein serine/threonine phosphatase activity; magnesium ion binding; manganese ion binding. The record is from RefSeq and is a predicted model, not a curated record. Gene Ontology annotation, cellular component: cytosol; nucleus. Bases 551 to 1699 code for a protein of 382 amino acids. The transcript is spliced from 6 exons. Gene Ontology annotation, biological process: negative regulation of canonical NF-kappaB signal transduction; positive regulation of canonical NF-kappaB signal transduction; protein dephosphorylation.